UCGUUCCGAUCAGCGCCACACGGGGACAACCUCGCCAGGGACGAACGACUUUGGAACAGUUAAACAGAAAGAGGACAAGAAAAGAAUAAAAAAAUGGCGGCGCACAUGGCGCGAACUUCAAGAACGGGCGAGCGGGUUGCCAUGCCCCCCCCCGGUUCUCUUCUAAAAAGGAGAGAGGGUGUAGCGUCUCGGUAUUCUAGGAUUCCCCUUCGCCCUUCACCACCCUUCGUUUCUCUCCCUCCGAAUCCUCUCGCGAUCUCUCUUUUCCCUCCCUUUGAUCUCUUCGCGUAAAGAAAGCGAAAGAGCGAACCGUGAUAUUCUUGGACUUUGGUAGUCGUUGGUCUUGGUCACGUUCUUGGUGGAGUUUUUCUCUGCGUCGAAAGCUGAGAAAAGGAGGAGGAGAAGAAAAACCCUUUGAACUGCAAUGACAACUGUUCUUCCAGCUGGAAGUGGCACUUUGCACUACAGUGUGACGAUCUACAAGGGGCAAAAUCUUCGUCGAAAUUCUUGUGUUUCAGUCACAGCAUUUAAAAGAUGCAUGCAGAAAGAUCUUUCAUGGUCACAUGGGGUAUCAAAAUCCUUAAAGACCCAGAGAUAUAACUUCUCUUGUUACCCAUUCUAUGCAAGCUGGAAGCCGAGUAGAACAGCUGUUAAUUCGUGCUUAGAAGAUGGUUCUACAAAAUUUUUUGAUUUUGUGGUCAUUGGAAGUGGGGUGGCUGGCCUGCGGUAUGCUCUUGAAGUGGCAAAACAUGGAUCUGUUGCCGUGAUUACGAAGGCUGAGCCUCAUGAGAGCAACACAAAUUAUGCUCAGGGCGGUGUUAGUGCUGUGCUCUGUCCUUCGGAUUCUGUAGAGAGCCACAUGAGGGACACAAUUGUUGCAGGUGCUUAUCUAUGUGAUGAGGAGACUGUUCGGGUUGUUUGUACAGAAGGACCUGACAGAAUUCGAGAAUUGAUUGCCAUGGGAGCAUCAUUUGAUCAUGGGGAGGAUGGGAACCUGCAUCUAGCAAGGGAGGGGGGCCACUCGCAUCACAGAAUUGUUCAUGCUGCUGAUAUGACUGGGAAAGAGAUUGAGCGGGCUUUGCUCGAAGCGGUUGUAAAUGAUCCCAACAUUUCUAUGUUCCAACAUCAUUUUGCAGUAGAUUUACUCACCUCUCAGGAUGGUUCUGAGACAGUUUGUCAUGGCGUUGACACUUUAAACACUGAAACUCUGGAGGUAGUGAGGUUCAUUUCGAAGGUGACUUUGCUUGCAUCAGGUGGGGCUGGACAUAUAUAUCCGACAACCACAAAUCCUCCGGUGGCUACUGGAGAUGGGAUAGCCAUGGCUCAUCGGGCUGAGGCUGUGAUUUCUAAUAUGGAGUUUGUGCAGUUCCAUCCUACUGCCUUAGCAGACGAAGGGUUGCCCAUUAAACCAGAGAAGAGCCGGGAAAAUGCUUUUCUCAUCACCGAAGCUGUCAGAGGUGAUGGUGGAAUACUUUACAAUCUGGCCAAGGAAAGGUUCAUGCCUUUAUAUGAUGAGAGAGAAGAGCUUGCCCCGAGGGAUGUGGUUGCGAGAAGUAUUGAUGAUCAGCUUAAAAAACGGAAUGAGAAGUAUGUGCUUCUCGACAUAAGUCACAAACCCAGAGAGCAAAUUCUAGCACAUUUUCCCAACAUAGCUGCUGAGUGCCUCAAGUAUGGUCUAGACAUAACUAGCCAGCCAAUCCCUGUAGUUCCUGCUGCUCAUUACAUGUGUGGUGGGGUCCGUGCUGGACUCCAAGGUGAGACUAAUGUUAGAGGCCUUUAUGUGGCUGGUGAGGUUGCUUGCACUGGACUGCAUGGAGCGAACAGACUGGCCAGCAAUUCUUUGCUUGAGGCACUGGUGUUUGCUCGAAGAGCUGUGCAGCCCUCAAUAGAUCACAUGAGUCAGUCCGGCUUUUACAUCGGUCCAUCGAGCCGGUGGGCGCCAGUCAUGCCCUCUUCCCUCCGGAGCAGCAUCAUGGAUGACAUUUUGAACGUUACAAAGCAAGUGAGGAAGGACCUGCAAUCUAUCAUGUGGGAGUAUGUAGGAAUCGUUAGGUCCACCACGAGAUUAGAGAGUGCGGAGGAAAAGAUCCAUGAGUUGGAGACUCGAUGGGAGAAGUUCUUGUUUCAGCGAGGAUGGGAACCGACUAUGGUUGCGCUCGAGGCCUGUGAAAUGAGGAAUCUCUUUUGUUGCGCGAAGCUGGUGGUGAGCAGCGCCCUGGCCAGGCAUGAGAGUCGUGGCCUCCAUUAUACAAUCGAUUUCCCUCAUGUGGAGGAAAGUAUGAGGCUCCCGACAAUUAUUCUCCCGUGUUCGACCGUCAAUACCACGUGGAGCUCGCGGCAACUGCACAGGCAGCCGGUUUAAUAACUGGUGCAGAUUAACUUUUCUUUGAUGCUAUUAUUUUCUUUCGCACUUUUAGUCCCUAUAAUCAUUGGUUAGGGGCUGUAAUUUAUUCAAGCUAGAAUUUGUAUUUAAAGGUCACACAGAAGAAAUGAAUCACAGCAAAGGUCAUCUGGUUGUUUUUUUUACUGCCAAAAUUAUUGAUUUGAUUGCUACUGAAAAUGGCGUAUUGAUUGUCCUCAAAGAAAAGUUUCAUGAGGAACCAUGCUCUGUUUUACAUA
This is a messenger RNA of Eucalyptus grandis, 2619 nucleotides long. Its product is annotated as L-aspartate oxidase, chloroplastic. Gene Ontology annotation, biological process: NAD+ biosynthetic process. The coding region runs from base 425 to 2362 and encodes 645 amino acids. Lineage: Eukaryota; Viridiplantae; Streptophyta; Magnoliopsida; Myrtales; Myrtaceae. The transcript is spliced from 8 exons. The record is from RefSeq and is a predicted model, not a curated record. Gene Ontology annotation, molecular function: L-aspartate oxidase activity.